Clupea harengus (Atlantic herring) is the source of this 578-nucleotide messenger RNA. RefSeq names its product G protein subunit gamma transducin 1 (gene gngt1). Gene Ontology annotation, molecular function: G-protein beta-subunit binding. Gene Ontology annotation, biological process: G protein-coupled receptor signaling pathway. The record is from RefSeq and is a predicted model, not a curated record. Gene Ontology annotation, cellular component: heterotrimeric G-protein complex. NCBI's taxonomy places the organism in Eukaryota, Metazoa, Chordata, Actinopteri, Clupeiformes, Clupeidae.
AAGAGAUUACAGUGGUUAUACAGAUUGCUUUAUAAACCGGAUUGAGUGAGAGGAACAGGAUUCUCAGAGAGUUUUCAGAGGUGAAGACAACACACCAUAAGCGGCAAAAAUGCCGAUCGUAGAUGUUGAAAACUUAACAGACUUGGACAAAGCCAAGAUGGAGUUAGAACAGAAAAAAAAGGAAGUACCGCUUGAGAGAGCACUGCUGUCAAAAGGCUGUACUGAAUUUAUGGAAGCAGUCCAGGCUACGGCUGAUGAGGAUCCCCUUGUGAAAGGCAUUCCAGAGGCUACGAACCCAUUCAAGGAAAUCAAAGGUGGAUGUGUCAUCUGCUAGAGUGGACUGAGGAACUGGCUUCUUUUGUAGCCCUACUUCUAGCGCCCGUUGGAGACCUGAUGCCACCAAUAAAUCAUAGCUGGAUGAGCAGUAUCCAUUAGAACAAGGAUUGAUAUGCAAACAGAUUUGAAGGUUUUUGUCAUGCCUUUGUAAAAAUGACUUCCCUGGAUCAAAGCCGUCUCUGAUUGUACUGUUGUGUUUCCCCUUGAAAGUGACAUAAUAAAUCAAAAGCCAUUUUGUGCAA